AGAGUAGAAAACCCCAUAAAAACAGCACAUUUCCCUUAUUUGUGACCCACAAAAACCCCAUGAAUGGGCAUUAGGAACCACUAAUGGAAAUGGGUUCGAUGGGUUCGGGCUCAGGUGGUUCCUCUGCCAAUAACUUCAACACUGAGUCACUCGACGGGUUGAAAUUUGGGCAAAAGAUAUACUUUGAGGAUGCGGGUGCUGGGGCUGCUGGUGCUGCUGGUGCUGCUGGUGCUGGGGUUGCUCAAACCAAGUCUGGGUCUGGAUCAUCCUCAUCUGGGUCAGGUAAGAAAAUCCGUGGUGGUGGGUUGGUGCAGGGUGCACACCCUCCCAGGUGUCAAGUGGAAGGGUGCCAAGUGGAUCUGAGUGAUGCUAAGGCUUACUAUUCAAGGCAUAAGGUCUGUGGCAUGCACUCUAAAUCAUCUAUGGUCGUUGUUGCUGGUAUGCAGCAGAGGUUCUGUCAGCAGUGUAGUAGAUUUCAUCAGCUUACUGAAUUUGACCAAGGAAAAAGAAGCUGUCGCAGGCGCCUGGCUGGACACAAUGAGCGUCGAAGAAAGCCACCACCUGGAUCAUUAUUUCCCUCUCGCUAUGGCAGGCUCCCUUCCUCUUUGAAUGUGACAGAAAACAGCGGCAGAGGUGGAGUUAUUAUGGUUGAUUUCACAUCUUAUCCAAGGAAUGCUGGGAGGGAUGCAUGGCCAGCAUCAAGACCAACCGAGCGGGUACCCAACACUGCCACAGGAAGGUCAAUUCCAAAUUCAUGGCAGGGCAACUCUGAGAAUUCAACAUCUGAACUUUUCCUGCAAGGUUCAGCUGGUGGGACUGGUUUCUCCAGUGCCGUGGUUUCUCCGGGACAAUGCUUCACAGCAGUAGCUGACUCAAGCUGUGCUCUCUCUCUUCUGUCAAAUCAAACAUGGGGCUCCAGAAACCAAGGCCCUGGGCUCAUGGUGAAUGACUUAGUGAAUGCUGAAGCUGAAGGGGUUUCUGUUGCUCAACCGGAUGCACCUCCUCAUGGUCGUGCAACUGUCAAUAACUAUCCUAAUACCUCAUGGGGUUUCAAGGGCAAUGAUGCCGGUAGCAGUAGCAGCUCACAAGAGAUGGCCCCUAACCUAUGUUUGGGCCAAAUGUCUCAACCAAUUGGUAGUCAGUACUCUGUUGGGCUUGAAUCAUCUCAGCAGAGCAGGAGGCACUACAUGGAACUUGAGUACUCUAGGGAUUAUGAUUCCUCCACUGAGCACAUUAACUGGUCCCUUUAAGCAAUAUGUGCCUUGCUGUUUGCUUAUGAUUACCAUAGUAGGAUGUGUAAUUUUAUGUUUGUAUGGGGCGAGCACUUGACUCAUUGUAUCUGUCGGCCUCUAUUGCUUAACCUAAUUAAACCUAACAAGUCGACUCAGCAGAGCAGGAGGCACUACAUGGAACUCGAGUUCUCUAGGGAAUAUGAUUCCUCCAUCAAGCACAUUAACUGGUCCCUUUAGGCAAUAUGUGCCUCUCUGUUUGCUUAUGAUUAUCUUAGUAGGAAUGUGAAAUUUUAUGUUUGUAUGGCUUGAGCACUUGACUCACGGUGUAUCUGUUUGCCUCUGUUGCUUAACCUAAUUAAACCGAACAAGCAAUUGGCUUCUGCUAAGCUUUGGACAUGCUUUUAAACUUU
This is a messenger RNA of Rubroshorea leprosula, 1642 nucleotides long. Lineage: Eukaryota; Viridiplantae; Streptophyta; Magnoliopsida; Malvales; Dipterocarpaceae. The record is from the annotation of a GenBank genome assembly.